GGGGGGGGAGGGGGGAAGCGUGAGCUCAGCGAGACAUUGCAACAUUGAUAUAGCUUAUACCGUGGGAAAGAGCCUCAGACGGGGCUCAGCCUCCCGGCCAUGCGCAGGGACAGCCGCACCGCACCGCCUGCACUGCUCUGCACUGCUCCCUCCCAGCGCAGCGAUGAAGCGACCCUGCGAAGACAGUUCCUCCGACAGCGAGAUCGACGAAACCAUAGACGUGGGGAGCGAAAGUAACUACGGGGGACAGAACAGCAAUUCGAUCAUAAGAUCCGGUUCCCCUUCUACAACUUCGCAAAUUAUGGCCAGGAAGAAGAGGAGAGGAAUCAUUGAGAAAAGGCGUCGAGACCGGAUCAACAACAGUUUGUCAGAGUUGCGUCGGCUGGUUCCCACUGCGUUUGAGAAGCAGGGAUCGGCUAAGUUAGAGAAAGCGGAAAUACUGCAGAUGACAGUGGAUCACUUAAAGAUGCUUCGGGCAACCGGAGGUAAAGGGUUUUUUGAUGCUCACGCCCUGGCCAUGGAUUUCAUGAGCAUCGGCUUCCGCGAGUGCCUGUCGGAGGUGGCCCGGUACCUGAGCUCGGUGGAGGGGCUGGACUCCUCGGACCCGCUGCGGCUCCGCCUGGUCUCCCACCUCAACAGCUGCGCCUGUCAGCGGGAGGCGGCGGUGCUGCCGUCGCCGGUGUCCCACCACCAUCACCACCACCACCACCACCAGCACCAGCAGCGGCACCAGCCGCUCCCGCAGCCGCACCCGCACCCCUUCCCGGCCGCGCUGCUGGCACCCGGCGGCGGCCCCGCGCUCAGCCCUCCCGGCACGGCAGCCGUGCCCGGCGCCGGCAGCGGGGGCGGCAGCCGCAGCGGCAACGGCGGAGCGGCAGCGGGAGGAGGGGGAGCGGGAGGGGGAGGCGGGGGGAAGCCGUACAGACCCUGGGGCACCGAGAUCGGGGCUUUCUGA
Messenger RNA from Callorhinchus milii (elephant shark), 955 nucleotides. RefSeq names its product hes-related family bHLH transcription factor with YRPW motif 2 (gene hey2). Gene Ontology annotation, biological process: anterior/posterior pattern specification; circulatory system development; regulation of neurogenesis. The coding region runs from base 164 to 955 and encodes 263 amino acids. The record is from RefSeq and is a predicted model, not a curated record. The transcript is spliced from 6 exons. Gene Ontology annotation, molecular function: DNA-binding transcription factor activity, RNA polymerase II-specific; RNA polymerase II cis-regulatory region sequence-specific DNA binding; protein dimerization activity. Gene Ontology annotation, cellular component: nucleus. Lineage: Eukaryota; Metazoa; Chordata; Chondrichthyes; Chimaeriformes; Callorhinchidae.